Acytostelium subglobosum LB1 is the source of this 2484-nucleotide messenger RNA. RefSeq lists its product as hypothetical. NCBI's taxonomy places the organism in Eukaryota, Evosea, Eumycetozoa, Acytosteliales, Acytosteliaceae. The transcript is spliced from 3 exons. Gene Ontology annotation, biological process: protein phosphorylation. Gene Ontology annotation, molecular function: myosin heavy chain kinase activity; ATP binding; protein binding. Gene Ontology annotation, cellular component: actomyosin contractile ring. The record is from RefSeq and is a predicted model, not a curated record. Bases 1 to 2484 code for a protein of 827 amino acids.
AUGGAUACAUUAGAUAACAAUGCUCUCACAUCUAUUUUGGAUAGGAUUAGGUGUCUUGAAGAGGAAUUGGCAAAGACAAAGGCACACAAUGUAAUCUUGGAAGACAAACUGGCCAAACUCAGUGACAAGGUGGACACACACGAUUUGCUACUCAUCAAUAAUGGAAGUCCAAAAGUCAUCCAAUCAGAAUCAUCACCAUCUCCAAUGUUGAUCACUGGUCAAAAGAACAAUGCUGCAUCAUCACAACAACCAUCAUAUACUCCUGCUUCACCUCCUCCUUUAGUCGUUUCCAAACUGCCCCAGCAGCAGCAACAACAACAACAAUCAUUUGUACAUCAAACUCAGUUCCAGGCCAACACGAAUGCCACAGAGGCACACCCAACAUCGCCAAGCCCAAGGAUAUCUCCACUAUCACCACUACCAUCGGAGAGUCAGAAUGCAACACCAGAGUCACAAUCACCGGUACUGGCCCCACAACAGAGUCACACACCACCCGAACCAUCAUCACCAACAAUCAAGGAGUCAGCUGCUCAGAACUUGUUCAAACGUAUCAUCCCUGCACUCCGUGCCAAGAAGGAGCCGUCAAUGGAUAAUAUGGGACUAUAUGCACCACCCUCCACACCAAAGUUGUCCAAGCGCUCAUCAAACAACUAUGACGAAGAGGUCAAAGGAGCUGGCAACGACAUCACACAUUCUCAGAUACUCAAGUUCCAAAUGCCAGACCUGCCAGAGAACUGUGAGUGGGCCGUCGUUUGGGAAUACAGUGGUGGCGAUGAUGAGUGGACAAGAGGCGUGGUCGCAGUGCAAAUGGAACCAAAGGCAUUCGCCUCGGGCGCACUGAGGAAUGCACAUAAGCUGCACAUUCGCAAGAACCCAGUCAUUUAUUCACAAGGAUUCAACAGGAUGCAACACAUCAAGUACGAGGAGAACAAGAGAAUGAACAAUAUGAAGUUGCCACGACUGUUUGGACCAGCCAACUCUGCUUAUGUUGCCAAGAUAUCAAAGACUGAGGUGUCGGCCGAGAGAUACUUUGAGGACGUCAAGAUGCAGAUGAUCUGCAAAGACUUUAGCCAACGCUAUAAUGAGAACAAUCCACCAAAGAACAUUGACUUCUUGUCGGCAUGGGUCAUCGAGAUACAGAAGGCCAAUGGCGAUACACUACUCUGCGGCCUCGAGAUGUUCAUGGCUGGCGAGUUCAAGAAACAGAACUCAAACUUUGGCUCGGUCUUUGGAGACAGGAACACUCCACAGGCAUUCAGCCACUUCACACACGAGGCCUCUGCACACCAAUUGAUCGUCAUUGACAUCCAAGGUGUGGACGAUCACUACACUGAUCCACAGAUUCAUACAAAGGACGGCGUGGGCUAUGGCGCCGGCAACCUUGGCGAGAAGGGCAUCGAGAAGUUCCUCAAGUCACACAAGUGCAAUCCUAUAUGUAUUCAAUUGGACCUGCCGCCAAUUGGAGUUGACCUCGCAGAUAGCAGGAACAUCACAAGAGUCAUCAGAGGUACCAUGGCCCUACCAGACCUCAUUCCAGACUUGGACCAGUCUGGCCAUGUUACCCUAGCCGCACCCAAUAACGUGACAUCGAGCGAGAUGGUAACUUUGGGCAACCUAGCUGGACACACUGAGAGAAUCACAUCAUUGGUGGUGACCAAUGAUGGCACAAGGCAGUUGUUCUCUGGUGCUGCAGAUGGAACAAUGAAGAUUUGGAACCUGGACACACUUCAAUGUCUGGACACUAUCAAAGCACAUCGAAAGGCCAUCACGGCUAUCUGCUACAAUCAGGACAAUAUAUUCACAUCGUCACUGGAUCAGACCAUCAGAGUAUGGGAUCGUAAGACCAAUGAUAAUAAGGCCAAGCUGGAAGAGCAUACCGGUGAGGUCAACUACAUAUGUAUAUCGAACGAGAGGAAUCAAUUAUAUAGCUGUUCAUUCGACAAGUCAAUUAGAAUAUGGGACUUGGCAACACUCAAGUGUGUCAAGGUGCUCACGGCUCACUCCAAGAGCGUCAAGUCAUUGGUGAUCUCUGGAAAGUAUAUGUUUAGUGCGUCAAAUGAUGAGACGAUCAAGGUCUGGGACUUGGACAUGUUGGUGUGUAUAUAUGGUGUUAGCGAUGCUCAUGAAGGCUGGAUCACAUCCCUUGCCCUACACAAUGGCCUGGGUGCCAUGAUAUCGGGCAGUCGCGACGGUACCCUCAAGCUCUGGUCACUGUCAACACUGAUCGCACAGUCCACACAUGAGGACAACCAUGAAGUGAUCUGUGACAUACUUGUUACCGAUCGUUAUGUAAUAGUUGCAUCAGAGGACACGACAAUCAAGAUAUGGGACACUGUUGAUGUUGCCAGUGGUGGAACACUCAAGUGCGUGUACAGCAUAAAGGCACAUCGUUCAGCAACAUGUGCACUGGCAACCGAUGGCACACGACUAUUCAGUGGCGGUGGCGACAACAGCAUCAAGUAUUGGAGCUGGAAAGAUAAAUAA